This is a messenger RNA of Bombina bombina (fire-bellied toad), 810 nucleotides long. RefSeq names its product proteasome subunit beta type-11-like. NCBI's taxonomy places the organism in Eukaryota, Metazoa, Chordata, Amphibia, Anura, Bombinatoridae. Gene Ontology annotation, molecular function: threonine-type endopeptidase activity. Gene Ontology annotation, cellular component: proteasome core complex. The coding region runs from base 1 to 810 and encodes 269 amino acids. The transcript has a single exon. The record is from RefSeq and is a predicted model, not a curated record.
AUGGCUCUACAGAGUGUCUGUGGUUGGGAUCAACUGAUUUCAAGGCAAACUCUUCCACAAGAUCUAUGCCCUUUCCUCACUUCUCCCUUUUUCCCCAGUUUACUCCUGCCUCAUCAAGCAUGGUCAUCUCGGCGCCACCCAUCAAAGCCACCACCUCAGCCCCAUGGCACAACAACAUUGGCAUUUCUUUAUGAGGGAGGGGUGGUGGCUGCUACAGAUACUCGAUCUUCUGCCAAUAAGUUGGUUUGUAGCCCAGAUAGCCGCAAAGCUAAGCUCAUCCACAGCCACUUGCUAGCCUCCACCUCAGGAAGUGCCGCAGACUGUCAGUUCUUUGGUCGAGUUCUGUCCAGAGAGUGCCGCCUCUACCAAUUGAGAAAUGGGCACAUGCCCAGUGUGCGAGGAGCAGCCAGAUUACUGAGCUUUUUGAUGCUGCCAUUUCGAGGCACUGAUAUUUGUGCUGCCUUUACCCUGUCUGGCUGGGACCGUAGUGGACCCUCCAUCUGCUAUGUGUACAAUGAUGGGACUCGCCUCAGCUCUGAUAUCAUCUCUGUGGGAUCAGGAUCCCCAUAUGCAUACAGUGUGGUGGAUGAAGGCUAUAGGCAAGGAAUGCAGGAGGAGGAUGCACGACGCCUGGCAAGGAGGGCGGUAUGCCAUGCUGGCAGGAGAGAUGCCUACUCUGGAGGGCUUGUGGAUGUGUAUUGGAUAAGAGAGGGUGGUUGUGAGAGGGACCCCAGGGAAGAUCUUGGAGUAUUGUAUGAGAGACUAAUGCAAGAGGAGAAAGAAGAAGGGGCAGAAAGGAAGAAUGAAUGA